Molecule: messenger RNA, 1037 nt
Organism: Panicum virgatum (switchgrass)
Lineage: Eukaryota; Viridiplantae; Streptophyta; Magnoliopsida; Poales; Poaceae
Product: Bowman-Birk type bran trypsin inhibitor-like
Exons: 1
Coding region: 16-597 (193 amino acids)
Cellular component (GO): extracellular region
Molecular function (GO): serine-type endopeptidase inhibitor activity
Source: RefSeq, a predicted model, not a curated record
ACCGCGCGCCGGGCGAUGGCAUCAGCGCAACAAGCCACAGCUCAACUUCUUCAGCGAGGAGCAGCUGAGAUCGAGAUGACGACCAACGGCAUGGGCGCCGCCGUCCUCGCUCUCCUCGUCGCCGGCGGCCUCGCCGCGGCCGCCGCCGCGAGGCCCUCCCACGCCGGCGCCAUCAUCCGUCUCCCCACCAGCGGCGGCGACCGGCCGUGGGAGUGCUGCGACUUCGUCGUGCGGGACCCGGACUUCCGGCCGCCGCGGUGGCAGUGCAACGACGUGUCGGCCGAGUGCCCCGCGGCCUGCAGCCGGUGCGAGGCGGCGCCGGGCGACGGCGGCGGCUACGUGUGCCGCGACUGGGUCGUGAGCCUGCUCGAGCCGCCCGUAUGCACGCCGAGGCCGUGGGACUGCUGCGACGCCGCCGUCUGCACCCGGGCGUACAUCCCCGACUGCCGCUGCGCCGACGAGGUGGAGGCGUGCCCGAGCAACUGCAGCGAGUGCGAGCUGGCGGGGGCGGACCCGCCCCGCUACCGCUGCCUCGACCUGUUCCACGGAUACCCCGGGCCCAAGUGCACGCCGUUCCUUGAUUCGAUGGGCAACUAGCCCAGAACACGUACGUCCACAAAUAAAUAAAAUUAGCUAGCUAGCGUACAAGCUACUGUAGCAAGUGAUUGUUCAUCCGACGUGUACAAUUAGCUACCCUGCUCGCUAGCUGCUAGCUGCUACUGUAUUUCGUGCAACUCAAUAAGCGACGUGGCCAAGUAGACCUCAGUCCCAAGUGCAGAUCAGAGUGGAGAUAGAUAUGAUCAACCGACCACAGUACUACACUACCGCUGCACGUUGAUCCAUUGUGCAAGUACGUACUCCCUGCGUCCAUGCGACACCGUGUUGUGGGCCGUGAACGAUGUGGGCUGUCUACUCGUGCAUUUUAGAUGUACUCCAGAUGUGUGUUGGGCUGAACCGAUUUUCUCAGCCUUGUCAGUUCCUGCACGUGUUUUUCCUGCGGCUUUUCGGUGGAGUGAAGGCAACAUUUCAAUUUUCAA